AUGAACAGAGCCACGGCACUUAUCUGCGGCCGACCCGCUUCACAAAUUACUACCCGGGGGUUAUUAUUCCAGCGUCUGAGCGCCCCGAUCUUUGCAAGACCCAUCUCGCCUUCGCGCCAUUUGCACACAACUCUGCGUCUGAUGCAGUCACAAGAAUCAUCAGUGCCACCAAGUGAAGGUUCUGUCAAUGACGACGCCGCAGAAAUUGAUUUCUGCGCACAACCAUUGUCAGAACCAGUGCUGCGUGCACGCAUCGCAACUCACCUGGAAACACCGGCAUCGCAGAAACAACUAACAGCCGUGGAAACAGUAAGCUUGCUACGAGCAGUGACGGUUGGGUACGGUACGUACGCGGCCGGGCGACUGGGACUCGGCGACGCAGAGGUGCUAAAGACACAGCGAGAGUUACUGGCCCGCGUGUUGUCGACAGAAGCUGUUGAUUCGGAGAACCCGUCAUUUUCAGCCCCACUGGAUUGCCUGAUUCUGGCCCCGCAGGUGCUGCGCCCGGUGUUUUUGGAUCUCGUAAAUAAGGACUACCGUAUGGCCUCGAGCUUCUUCAAGCCAGGUGUUGAUGCACCGUCAACUUGGGAAGCACAGAAACAAAAGGAUGAGAAGGAAACCCAGGAGGUGACAGAGAUUUUUAGCACAUCGGAUCUCGUGCUGGACAUUAUGAAGGCAUACAAUAAGAAAUAUAGCAACGCAGUGUCCAUCAAGCGCGAAACUAAUCUACUGGAACACGACAAGACUCUCCCAAGCUUAAAACAAGGCCGCUUUACGGUCCAGUCGGUCGUCCCCACAUAUAUCCCGCUACCUGUGGCCAUGAUUCCUUUCCGCAGAGCUGUGUAUAAUGGUGAGCUGGACAAGGCGUUUGCGAUGAUUGACGCGACGGUAGCUGGAGGGAACUACAUGAAGGCUGUGCGACGGAAGUGGGUAGCGUACGGCACACGGUGGGCCCUCGGGACGUCGACAGUUUUGGCGAGCGUUGAUUUGCUGCUGCGGUCCGGGUAUGUGGGUACGUGGACGUCGACGACGGGCGUACUUGCCAUGGUGUUAACGUAUCUUUGCAGUAUGACGAUUCUCGGUGGCCUUGCAUUUGCUGGCCGUGUGUCUGGGUCCGGUGAAUACAUUAAAUGGGUUCCGGGUACGUCGACCACAUACUGGUACUCUCAUGCACAGGAAAUGAAGAUGGCCUCUGCUAUUGCUGCAGUUGAUCGUGCACUUCCUGAAAACCAAAACGAGCCUAGUUUCCGUGUUAAGAAAAUGCUGCAGGCACGCCACAUGAUGGCCAUUGAAGCCGAGCAGGAAACUCUUAUUAAGGAGUACUGGGCCCGUGGCGGCGAGGGGUUUGAAUGGAUCGAACCGGACCAAGACCCUGCUGAAGCCCUUUGGAGAAAGAAGAUGGAGGCGUCCAAGGCAUUGCGUAUUGCGGCACAGGAAAAAUAUGGCGACAAGUACAAGUGGGCCGACGAGCUCAUUGCAGACAAGUCGCUACCUCAUGCUUCGCUCAGUUCACUUCCACGUGCUCCUGAGCCUCCAGCUCCCAAGGGUCUCCCUGAAUUGUAA
Messenger RNA from Magnusiomyces paraingens, 1563 nucleotides. RefSeq lists its product as uncharacterized. The transcript has a single exon. The record is from RefSeq and is a predicted model, not a curated record. NCBI's taxonomy places the organism in Eukaryota, Fungi, Ascomycota, Dipodascomycetes, Dipodascales, Dipodascaceae. Bases 1 to 1563 code for a protein of 520 amino acids.